Molecule: messenger RNA, 2567 nt
Organism: Aspergillus wentii DTO 134E9
Lineage: Eukaryota; Fungi; Ascomycota; Eurotiomycetes; Eurotiales; Aspergillaceae
Exons: 3
Coding region: 214-2385 (723 amino acids)
Biological process (GO): positive regulation of transcription by RNA polymerase II
Cellular component (GO): nucleus
Molecular function (GO): transcription cis-regulatory region binding; DNA-binding transcription factor activity, RNA polymerase II-specific; zinc ion binding
Source: RefSeq, a predicted model, not a curated record
CCCUCCUUCCUCCUCUUUUCUCCUUCUCAACUAGACAAAGCGUUCCACUACAUCACGAUCGACCCCUCUUCCCCUCCCUCCUCGGAUGAUGCGAGUUGCCUGGGUCCUCAUCCAGUCGUUCGUUCAAGCGUCAAGCUGAUCUCUCCAGCUUAUGCCGGCCCUUUGGACUCGAACCCGCGUUGCUCCUUGGAUGCAAUUCGGCUGGCGACGACCAUGGCGCACUCAUACCCCCCGUCCCAAGCCACCUUGACAGGAUAUCUUCAGGAUUCGGGUUUGCAUCUCCAGGAACCAGCUCAACUCUCCAGCCACUCCCUCUUCGGUCAGAGCCAUUACCCCGAGAGUGGGGCCUUUUGGCAUAAUUCUCCAGGGGCUACUCAUCCUCAGCAAUCUACUGGCCUGCCUAUCCCAACCGGGUCUUACCCAUCUUCUCAAGAACAGCAGCAGCAACAGCAACAGCAGCAGCCCUUGCUGCAACCCGUUCCGGAUCAGAAAAAGCACAAACGCACCAGAAGCGGUUGCUUCACUUGUCGAUCCCGCCGCAUCAAGUGCGACGAGACUCGGCCCAUUUGCGACAGAUGCAGAAAAGGAAGUCGGGACUGUGUCUAUCCAUCGCCAUCGUCAUCCAAGUCGGGUUUCCGCUCAGGGCCCAAAUCCAAGGGAUCUCGUCCUCAGUCUCAGGGCAGUGACUCAUCCGAUAGGGCCGAACAUGAAGAAAGUCGUGCGCUUCAGCCCAUCGCCGAUGAAGAUGAGGACGAAGAGGGAAGUGUCGGGUCUGGGUAUCGAUUGUCGCCGUCCGCGGCUACGACCAGGUCUAGACCUGGUCUCCCGAAACGACACAGUACUCAGUCCCUGAGGAGGCGCAGAACAAAACAAGACACGACUGUCUCCCGUAAAGAAUACAGUCCGGGAAGUUCACCGUCGACCGAGUCGAUGAGUGCACGGUCGGUCAGUGUCGGUCUUUUCUCGCAGGAGCCCUUUGCUUUCCCUGGUACAGCCCAGUUGCCUGAGGAUGUGCGGUUCUAUCUUGCCUUUCACCAGGAAUUCCUUACAUAUCGACAUUAUUUCCUGAAACCAAACAGUGAUCGCUUCGUUCAUCAGAGUAUCAUCGAGUUUGCUUUACAAUACGAACCUCUUCUCUAUGCAGUGGUCGGCUUUUCCGCAUACCAUCAUUCCCUACAAACCGCCAAUGGAAAGAUGUAUACAUUUCUCAAAUAUUACAACAAAGCCUUGGUCUUGUUGCGAAAGUCCUUGGGUUCGGGGAUGGGGCAUAGUGAAGCGACGUUGAUAACUGUGCUCGUGCUUACAACAUUCGAGGAAUUUAUAGGUGAUUGGGUCAAUCUCAUCGACCACCAUCAGGCUGCCCAUGCCCUAAUGCGUGAGCUUUUGACACCCGAGUCGACGAACAUGAACGAACUCCACUCCCAUAUAUUCCUUUGGUAUGCACGAUUCGACGUUGUGGCGGGCAUUUUGGCUGGUAAUGAGACGGUUCUUGGUCGUGAAUGGUACACUGCCAAAGAGGAAUACGACGCCCACCAAGCCGCCUUGUAUCCGAAUGAUCCAGAUAAACAACUUGUACUGAGUGCGUCGAUCAACCGUCGGUUCGGGCUGGAUAUGGCAUCCUUAUAUGCCAAAUUAUCACGGGGCCUGAUCCCAAUCGAAGAAUUCGUUGCUGAGAAUGAAAAGCUCUCGCAAACAUUGGAGAGAAUCAAGGCGAUCCUGGUUAGAUUUAAUGAUUCAGAAUGCACUAUCAAGGCCUAUCCCCACAAGACCCCGCUAUCCGACGAUGACAUUGUCGAUCCUUACAUUCCUGGUGGUCUGCACUACGGCCCUUUGUGGGAAGUGAAUUAUGCCUGGAUCGACUAUCUUAGCACCAAAACCAUGUUUCAGUACCAAUCGUUUCUCACUUUACAGCAACCUCCGUUAUCAGAUCUGGAAAGUUUGGCGUUGGAACAAUGUCGACUGAUAGAGACCAUGGUGCGCUGGCCGGAGAAAGAAAACGGGUAUAUUUUCGCUUUCAAAAACAGUAUUGGAAUCGCCAGUAUGUUCCUCCCCAAGGGUCACAAAUACGCAAUGUGGAGCCGAAGGAAAUUAGCGUUUAUGGAGCAAGCUGGAUACGUUUUGCCCCCCAAAUUUCGAACUGUAUUGGCCACACUCUGGCAGAUGCCAGAGCUCAACCACUGGUGGCUACCAAACGACGAAGGAUGCCCUGAAAUCAUCCGAGAAAUCCGCGCAAUGACCGACGAAAGGAUCAAUAACCCACGCGAUGACUUCCGGCAAAGUGUUCGAGAUAUGAAGACCUUGUUUUGGAAGAUCAACCUGGAUGAUACUGAAAGCGACAAAAGCCCUGUUUCUGCCGGCCUUCCUAUCCGUCAUGGUCAUCCUUGAUUCCACUCAAUGAAUAGCCAACGUCUGCGAACAAAUCAAUCCUUGGUGGCACAGAUGGAUAUAUUCGUUCUUGCCUCGGAAAAGGGACUUGUCAUGCGUCACACCCCACUUUUCCAACCCUUUUGGGGUAGCUCGUAUCCACUACAGCAAGGAUAGACAAUAGACAUGCUGUCUUUCCUGUC